AUGUCAGAUAUAAUGAUUGAUAAUCCACAUGGUGGUAUUCGUGAAUCAUGGUCUGAAGAGCAUCUUGUUCAAGCAAUAGUUUUACUUGAAGAUGCAUAUUCAUUUCGUUCAAUAGAACAUAAAUUAUCUCCACCAUAUAUCUUAAGACUCUAUCGAUUGUAUUGGUCAAAACGAUUUCAACGUUUAUUAACAUUUAUUGUAUCAUGUCAAUUGUUACUUAUAUUUAUUCAAUAUCCAUCAUCACUUAGUCGAACAUCUGAUUUACGUCAAGAUAGAACACGACUAACAUUACCAUGUGGAAUACAAUUAUUUACUGAAUUCGUGUGUCUUAUUGUAUUUUAUAUUGAUGCAAUUAUGCGAACUUAUUUAAUUGGAUUGAAGAAUGCACGAAAAAAGCCAUGGAUAAUAGCGAAUUUUCUUAUAACAACUAUAUCAAUGGUUGAUCUUAUUUUUUCCUGUAUAUUUGGUUGUCAAGGAAAAACAAUUAAUAUUCGAUUUUUACUUCGACCGUUUUAUAUGGCUGUAAUAUCACAAGAAAUGAAGAAAAUAUUUAAUAGUUUACGAAAAUCUUUUUUACAAAUUCUUAGUGUGACAAUUCUUCUUGGAAUCCAUGUUUAUUUUUUUUCUGUUAUUGGAAUGAUUUUAUUUCCACCAGCGAGAAAAGAUUCACCAAGUGAACGACCUAAUGAAGGAACAAAAUAUUUUCCUGAUUUUCCCGAUGCUUUACUUAAUUUAGUUGUUCUUUUAACAACAGCUAAUAAUCCAGAUAUAACAUUACCGGCAUAUUCAAAAAAUCGAUUAUAUAUUAUUUACUUUGCUGUUUUUCUUACAAUCGGUCUUUAUUGUUUAAUGACUCUAUUUACUGUUAUUAAAAUGAAUACAUUUAAAGAAUUCUUUACAACAUCAAUGCAAAAUUCAUUAUUUCGUCGUCGUUUAGCUGUUCGUGCUUGUUUCGAUAUUUUACUUGAACGUCAAGUUAUCCCAUCAUCAUCAUUAACAACAACAGAUGACACAACAACUUCACUUCUGACUCAACGAAUAACUCGAACAACAGCUCCAAUGUUAGUAUUAACACGUGUUAUAAAUGGUUCAGAUUUACCUGAACCUCUUAAAACGGAAUUAGUUGAUACAUUAAAACGAUAUGCUGGAGAAAAUAAUGAAGUUGGUUGGGAUAUGUUUGCAACAGCGAUGUUAUCAUUAGAUGCUGAUGUUCAAAAAUCGUCGGUUGUACAUCAUGAAUAUUCAGGAAUAUGGGCUUUAGUCCAAUUAAUUGGUGCUUCGAAAUAUUUAACUUGGUUUGGCAAUGCUAUUGGAUUAAUUAAUUUUAUUAUUUUAGUUGUUGAAGGUGCUCUUCGAUAUCAUCCGAAAUUUUUUACAAUUGAUAUUUUUUUAUCGAAUAUUUUAUUUUCAUUUUCUAUUUAUUAUUUUCUUGAAUCAAGUCUUAAACUUUGGUCACUUCGUCCAAAAGUCUUUUUUAAAUAUGUUUUCAAUACAUUCGAUGCUAUUCUAGCAGUUAGCUUAUUCGUUCUUCAUGUAGUUCAUUUAUCAAUCUAUGGAAUAUUAAGUAUUACAACAAGUGAAGUUGUACGUGAUGCUGCUGGUACAGCAAGUUCAAUAUGGGCAAUAACACGUAUUAUUAAUUUGUUUGUUAUUUUUCGAACAAUUCGUUCCAUGCCACAUUUUACUAAUUAUGGAAUUAUUAUGGGAACAAUUAGUGAUGGAAUGAGAAAUUUAAAAGCAUUUAUUGGAAUUCUUAUUUGCUUGUUCUAUAGUUAUGCUGUAUUAGGUAUGUGGCUCUUCAAUGGAGUUAUCAAACCACCGACACCCUCUGAUAUUAUAAAUGCAACAUGUGGAUCAUAUCAACAGAGUCAAUAUUGGGCAAAUAAUUUUGAUGACUUUUUUUCAACUGUUGUAGUUUUAUAUGAUGUAAUGUUAGUUAAUAAUUGGGGAGUUUUUUUAACUGCUCUUCGAGAAUUUUCUACAAGAUGGAGUCAAUUAUAUUUGGUUAGUUGGUGGUUCAUGUCAAAUGUUUAUAUCUUAGCACUUGUACUUGGAUUUAUUGUUGAAUUAUUUUCAUUAAAUGUUGCUCGAUUUGAAGAAAGCGGGUUUACUCAAGGACAAGAUGGUGUAGCAAAAACAUAUUUUGUUAAAACAUUAUUUCAUUUAUUUAAACGAAGUUUAAAAGAACCAUCGGAUGAUGAAAUCAAUGGUGCUCUAAUGAAAUACAAACGAUUAUAUGAUAAUGGACACGAAUAA
Adineta steineri is the source of this 2256-nucleotide messenger RNA. The record is from the annotation of a GenBank genome assembly. NCBI's taxonomy places the organism in Eukaryota, Metazoa, Rotifera, Eurotatoria, Adinetida, Adinetidae.